Molecule: messenger RNA, 460 nt
Organism: Fukomys damarensis (Damara mole-rat)
Lineage: Eukaryota; Metazoa; Chordata; Mammalia; Rodentia; Bathyergidae
Gene: Ndufs6
Product: NADH:ubiquinone oxidoreductase subunit S6
Exons: 4
Coding region: 29-379 (116 amino acids)
Biological process (GO): mitochondrial electron transport, NADH to ubiquinone
Source: RefSeq, a predicted model, not a curated record
GCCCGCCGGGUCAGAGGUCACUGGCAAAAUGGCGGCUGCAGUGACCUUCCGCCGGCUGCUGGCGCUGCCCGGGGACGUUCGCGCUUUCGGGGUGCGGGUGUCGCCGACUGGGGAGAAGAUCACGCACACGGGCCAGGUUUAUGAUGAUAAAGACUACAGGAAAAUUCGGUUCGUAGGGCGUCAGAAAGAGGUGAACGAAAACUUUGCCAUCGACCUGAUAGCAGAGCAGCCCGUGAGCGAGGUGGGCCAGCGGGUGAUCGCAUGCGAUGGCGGCGGGGGCGCCCUGGGCCACCCCAAGGUGUACAUUAACCUGGACAAAGAAACCAAGACGGGGACGUGUGGCUACUGCGGCCUGCAGUUCAAGCAGCACCAUCACUAGCCGGGCAUGGGAUGCGAGUGGGCAUGCGACACCUUGGCCUUGGAGGGGAUCCUGGCACUAAAUAAAGGGCCCAGCACCCAG